Messenger RNA from Brassica napus (rape), 1740 nucleotides. Its product is annotated as probable aspartyl protease At4g16563. Lineage: Eukaryota; Viridiplantae; Streptophyta; Magnoliopsida; Brassicales; Brassicaceae. The transcript has a single exon. Gene Ontology annotation, cellular component: extracellular region. Gene Ontology annotation, biological process: proteolysis. Bases 214 to 1740 code for a protein of 508 amino acids. The record is from RefSeq and is a predicted model, not a curated record. Gene Ontology annotation, molecular function: aspartic-type endopeptidase activity.
ACAUGGAAGGGUACAUAUAAAUCUUAGUUUAUCAAAUACGUUAUUUAUAUAUACUACUAACUCUUUCAUAUGAAGUACACAAAAAUAAUUUUAAGAAAUGCUUUAAUACCCUAAUUCGUCUCUAUAAAUACCAAAACCAACUUAACACAAUCACAUAGAAACCUUUCAUUUGCAAAUCUUUCUUCCUCACCAUCAUCUUGUAAGUUAUAAGUGAUGACAACCAGAAUCAAUGUCUUGUUUAGCUUCCUAUUUAUAACGAUAUUUCUCAAUAUUUUCAGCAUAAACCAAGCAAGACAACAUAAAAACCCUAGUUCUUCUUCUUCUUCUUCAUCAUUAUCAUCGUCGUCAUCAUCAUCAUCAUCACCAUCUUCCUUUCAUGUUCUUGCCUUGACCAAAUCAAGUGUUUCUCUUCCCACACCAAAUUCUCAAAUCCAAGAAAGGAUCAAGAAGCCUUUAGAAUCAUCAAUAGGUGCUGUAAUGGAGCCGUUGAGAGAAGUGAGAGAUGGUUAUUUGAUAACCUUAAACAUCGGAACACCUCCACAAUCAGUCCAAGUGUACAUGGACACAGGAAGUGAUCUCACUUGGGUCCCAUGUGGGAAUCUAAGUUUUAAUUGCAUAGAUUGUUACGAUUUCAAGAACAACAAUCUAAAAUCAUCGUCAACCUUCUCUCCUCUUCACUCAUCCUCAUCUUUUAGAGCCUCUUGUGCUAGUUCUUAUUGCGUUGAGAUUCAUAGUUCAGACAAUGCUUUUGACCCUUGUGCAAUAGCUGGCUGCUCUGUGGGUAUGCUUCUCAAGUCCACUUGCUUAAGGCCGUGUCCCACCUUUGCUUAUACGUAUGGUGAAGGUGGUCUUGUCUCUGGGAUACUAACCAGAGAUAUAUUGAAGACUCAAACCAGGGACGUACCAAGAUUUUCCUUUGGGUGCGUUGCAUCCACUUACCACGAACCUAUAGGCAUUGCCGGAUUUGGAAGAGGUUUGCUUUCUCUCCCAUCGCAGUUAGGGUUUGUACAAAAGGGAUUUUCUCAUUGUUUCUUGCCUUUCAAGUUUGUCAAUAACCCUAAUAUCUCAAGCCCUUUGAUCUUAGGAGACUCUCUUUUAUCCGGCAAUCUCACAAACUCUUUGCAGUUUACCCCCAUGUUGAAUACUCCAAUGUACCCUAACAGCUACUACCUCGGCUUAGAGUCCAUUACAAUAGGUACAAAUGUCACCGCUACACAAGUUCCCUUAACGUUGAAACAGUUUGAUUCACAAGGAAAUGGAGGAAUGUUGAUUGAUUCGGGUACAACUUACACACAUUUACCCGAUCCCUUGUACUCACAAAUUCUCACAAGUCUCCAGUCAACGAUCACAUAUCCUAGAGCAACGGAAACAGAAUCAAGAACAGGCUUUGAUCUAUGCUACAAAGUGCCAUGUCCUAAUAACAAUCUCACUAGUCUCGAAAACGAUGCAACGAUGAUGUUUCCUUCGAUCACUUUCCAUUUCUUGAACAAUGCAGCCUUAAUUCUUCCACAAGGCAACUCGUUUUACGCAAUGAGCGCACCUAGCGACGGUUCGGUUGUGAAAUGCUUGUUGUUUCGGAACAUGGAAGAUGGAGACUACGGUCCGGCCGGGGUUUUUGGGAGCUUUCAACAGCAGAAUGUGAAGGUUUUUUAUGAUUUGGAGAAAGAAAGAAUAGGGUUUCAAGUUAUGGAUUGUGUCACAGAAGCUGUUUCACAUGGACUUUCCAAGGUUCGUGAAUAA